CAGCAUUUAGCUGAUUUUGUUAAUUUUUUAUUUUUGUCUGCUUUUCUUGGUUUUGUCUUACGUUGCAGCUGUUGAUUUGAUCUUGUUGUAGCGUACAGAUAUACCACUACAUCUAUUUUCCACCGGAUACUGGUGUUUCCCGGGAAGUUGUGACUGUUCACCGCUGGCGUCUUGUUCUGCCUUGGUGCUUGAUUGGUGUUCGGUCGCGGAACGGCAUUGUAGGUUUGGAUUGUUCGCUGUUGGCAGUUAUGAGUAGAGAAGAACUGUCUGUACAAACAUGGCCCCCGAAGGAGCGAAUAUCCCGAAAGAGACCAUUAGACAACGGCGCAUCGCAUCCUGUGUCGGCUGGAUCCGACAUUCCACAGCUUCGGGUACAGUCUGUGAUACGUUUUGCCGGCUCCCGUACUGAAUCGCAGUAUGCUAACCCGUACCCACAAUCGAACGCGCGUUCUUCGACUUGUGCCAGCGUCCCGUCGCCCGUGGCUGAUUCCCCUUCGGAAUGCUCCACGGAUUCGGAAAAUCGGCUAAUUAAUUUGCAAAUAGGACGAUUCCGUUCCCCAGCCGCUUGGUGGCACGCUCGGAUCACCUUGUUCGCUGUUCCGGUAAGUGGAGAAGCUUCUGGUUUGGCGCGUGAUUCCGUGGAGAUCCUUGAGUCGACCCUGUCCAGCCAUUUCGUGCAUUCCCUGCACUCUCCCUCCACCAUCGACAAGUACUGGGAGGUGGUCCAAGCGCGGAAUACGGCCCUGGAGAAUAUAAUCGCUGGGGUCACGGCGGCGUACGAAGCCGCCUAUGGCGACCAGAUUGCGGCAUUUUCCACCUUUAUGAUUUCGGCGCUGCGUGACGGUCUUGUGCCGCAUCAGCCGCAAGCCACACCGUCGCGCUGGCUCAAGCUGCUCGCGGCGUUUCUGAAAAACACAGCGGAUCGUUUGGCUGUGUUUGUCUCGUUGCUGUUUGGUUUCCGCAACCUAUCCGAGGAUGACCAGCGGACUUUAUUGGUGGAGAAGCGACUGAUCAGUUAUCUGAUACAUUAUGCUUCAUACGUGCGCAAAGGGGAAUAUUAUACUUUUUUUCCUGGGACGGAGAGUCUGCAUCUGUGCAAAUAUGUCAUAGAGUCGCUGGGGAUGGAUCCGGAUUAUGUGCGUUUUAGUGAUUCAUGUUACGCGUCAGUUAACAGCAUCGGCUUGACGUUAGUGGAGCUCUAACUGUUGCUAGCCGCUGCUUUUUUUUAUCCAGGUAACUCCCUAACCGAAUUUUGCGCCCACAAACGGUUCUCAGGCCAGUGUUUACAAAUCAUUGGACUUUAGAAUGCUAUUAAAGCAAUGCAAAAAAAGUGUUUGGGAGUGCGCGAAAGCGGAAGGUUUCUCACUGUUACGGAGAUGUACCCAAAUUUUGUACCAUGUACCGGCACACUUCCUUUUACCGGCCUUGCGUAAAACUUGUAAAUGCCGGAAAGAAAGAUUUAAAGCUUUGUCUUCCUGAAAUUGUGGCUACCACAUAUGCUUUUAUGUAGCUUGAAUAAAAUAUUUCCGGCAGUACGUUUUGCUAUGGCAAAGGUUUAACUUCCAUUUCUUUGUACAUGUAUGCUAUAUCUUAAAAUGAAUGAUACCUUUUGUAGUUAUCAAUGAUGUUCAUUUUUGCAGAAGUCACAAAAGCAUCGAAUAAGACGUUGAUGGGAUACUUGCACGUGCUGUACAUGGACGCGUUAAAUUAUUCCAUUGGGAAACGUGCAGCGGUCGCCGAACGCGGAGUGAUCUGCGCGAAAGUGCAAAAGAUUGUCAGCCAAUUUGCCCUGAUCGACACGGUCUCUGUGAACUACGUUGAGAAUAUGGAAUUUAAUACUAUUAUGCUUCGCUCGCAGUCACUUGGCUUCGGGGAAUCGUUCGUAAGAUUGUUUUCGUGAGUUUCUAGAAGAACUACUCAGGACUGUGAUCAGCGCCCUCGCAAGCCGGAUGCGGACAUGCAGCGCCUAACCCAGCCGACGUCCACAAGCCCAACCGAAAUAACCCGCCGCUUCGAGGGCAGUGAAUGAUCAGACUGGUUUUGUACUGCUCAUUUCGUGAAUGCAGAAUGUGCCGGCGUCGGUCUGUGGGUAAUGAGCGAGUGAUGCCAACUUUUAACAGAACUGCCGCAGCGCAUCGGACGGGACAUAUUGAGGCGAUCGGCGUGGAGCGCGUGAUGCACCGGUUGGGAUUCGCCCAGGCCCGGACGACCAUUCCCAAGUGGAUCCAGCGCGGUCGGGUCGAUCCCGUCGACAAGGGACUGGCCGCGCUCACGCUGCUCCUCAUGAAGACCCCAAACACAACCGUGUCUGAACAUGUCGAGCGGCGAUUGUAGGAAGGACAGGACAGAAUUAUUCCGUGUUUGCUUGAUAUUUUAUUGUGUUCACUAUGUACCUUUUGCUCAUCGGGAGUCUUUUCGGGUUUUAGCUGUUCAGUCAUGUUUUUGAUCUCCUUUUGAGUUUUAUAAUUAUUUAUUUUGUCGUGGCAGUCGUCGGUCGCUCUUGGCGCGGCUUUUGAUUCCUCAUCUCCUGUACCUGAUUGCCUAAACUUAAAAUAUACAAUUACCGUACAUAUUGAAAUGCAUGAAUGCAUAACAUAAUAUGAGUCACAGAAAUGAAUGACAAAAGUCGAUGAGAUGGCAUAAGAUGUCAAAACUUAGAACCAUUUUUUUGUCAACCGAUUUAUGUUAGUCGGCGACACAGCAUAUGUACAG
Molecule: messenger RNA, 2712 nt
Organism: Paramacrobiotus metropolitanus
Lineage: Eukaryota; Metazoa; Tardigrada; Eutardigrada; Parachela; Macrobiotidae
Exons: 9
Coding region: 249-1202 (317 amino acids)
Source: RefSeq, a predicted model, not a curated record